ACCGGGCUGCCGGACUACAGCUCAGCGCGCGCGGCCCGCGGGGAUCCGGCGCGGCAGGAGCAAGGGAGCGCUGCAAGCCUGCGGUGGUCCCCGUUGGUCCCCAGCGGUCCUGCUGCACGCGGAUGAGUCCCGGGAGGGGUGUGAAGGCAGCGGCCCGACUGAGGAUCAGGACCGUGUGGCUGCUGCGACGUGCGGCCUCGUGCACCUCGCCAGUGCCCAAUACCCGGGAGAGUCUCGCUCCCCUCCCCAUCCUCGCCUUCCUCUGCAGCCUGAUUUCUUCUCCCACGUCUGGAUCUUACCUGAGUCUGGUGCCUGGCCCCGGCCCAGGAAGCCGCCUGCUUUUCCAAACUGCUCUUGGGCACCGCGUUGGUAUAUGAGAAACUACAGCAUCGUACACUUGGAGUAACUCGCGCCCGACUGGCCAAGAUGCAGAGUGGUUUCAUUUCUCAUUCCUGAAUGCGCGAUACUAUCAAGAGAACUGAAAAGCCUGGUCAUGGAAAUGGGGCCCUAUUACGUGGUGAAGAAUUUACCGCUUCAUGAGUUAAUUACACACGAAUUCAUCAACACCUUUGUAAAGAAAGGUUCAUGCUAUGCACUGACGUACAAUACAAAUAUUGAUGAAGACAAUACUGUGGCCCUGCUACCAAAUGGGAAAUUAAUUUUGUCAUUGGAUAAAGAUACUUAUGAAGAAACUGGACUUCAGGGUCAUCCAUCUCGGUAUUCUGGCAGAAAAGUUAUGAAAUUUAUUGUUUCCAUUGAUUUGAUGGAUUUGUCCAAUAACCCGGAUUCUAAGAAGUAUGGAAGAACAUCUUGGUCCCUCAAAGAAAAGAAGCCAUUGAAAUUCGAUUUUCUUUUAGCUCGGCAUAACGCAGGUGCAGAAGAAUCAACAAUGAUGUCAUACUUUUCCAGUUACCAAAUUCAAGAGCAUCAACCAAAAGUAGCCCUGAGCACAUUGAGAGAUCUCCAGUGCCCCGUGCUACAGAGCAACGCGCUCAGCGGAGAGCCGGAGGCGUCCUGCAGUGCUCCAGAGCUCUUUGACUGGCUUGGCGCCGUCUUCAGUAACGUGGACCUAAAUAAUGAGCCUAGUAGCUUCAUCUCAACCUAUUGCUGUCCUCAGCCAAGCACAAUUGUGGCAAAAGCGCAUUUGUGUACAAUCACUGGCUUCAUACUGCCAGAGAAGAUCUGUCUCCUCCUGGAACGACUGUGUCACUACUUCAAUGAACCAAAGUUAGCUCCGUGGGUUACGCUGUCGGUUCAAGGCUUUGCAGACAGCCCUGUUUCGUGGAGAGAAAAUGAACAUGGCUUUCAAAAAGGAGGAGAACAUUUAUACAACUUUGUGAUUUUUAAUAAUCAGGACUAUUGGCUUCAGAUGGCUGUUGGGGCAAAUGAUGACUGUCCACCAUAAAAAAAUACAAAAUUUAGACUCAA
Molecule: messenger RNA, 1428 nt
Organism: Tupaia belangeri chinensis (Chinese tree shrew)
Lineage: Eukaryota; Metazoa; Chordata; Mammalia; Scandentia; Tupaiidae
Gene: RPP40
Product: ribonuclease P/MRP subunit p40
Exons: 8
Coding region: 494-1405 (303 amino acids)
Biological process (GO): endonucleolytic cleavage in ITS1 to separate SSU-rRNA from 5.8S rRNA and LSU-rRNA from tricistronic rRNA transcript (SSU-rRNA, 5.8S rRNA, LSU-rRNA); tRNA 5'-leader removal
Cellular component (GO): multimeric ribonuclease P complex; ribonuclease MRP complex
Molecular function (GO): ribonuclease MRP activity; ribonuclease P activity
Source: RefSeq, a predicted model, not a curated record